AUGACGCUUUCUGGAAUAGUAGAGAAGAUAGUGACAAACGAUCGGAAAGAAGGGAAGAGGUUUUUGAGAAAGAAGAGGAAAGAAAGAAUGAGCAAGAAAUUGCACAUAAAAGCUUUAAGUCUAAAAAUCAAUUCACUGGAAGCAGAGAAGGCCCUCCUAAUAACUCGAAACGAUGAGCUCGAAUCUCGACUGAUCCAGUUAGGCCAAAAUCUUUCGAUUGCAUCCGUUAUUGCUUCAAGUGCUACUAUCACUCCUUGUACGGUAGAAUCUGUUUCAAACUUGGUCAGUUCAGGAAGUGCUUUCAAACCAGUACACACCCAGACGAUGAUGCAGGUGAGACUAAAUAAUGGAAGACAGUCAGCUGCGGAAGCUUUACGUUGGCCAGUGUUAGAAAAUGUCGCGGCUGCAUAUGGGCAUCAAUACAAUGAGAAUCUGGUAAAUAAUAUGCAAAUUGAAUUGGAUAUAGCUCGUGAAGAAUGCUCUUUGGUACAAGAGAAGAUUGUUAAGAUGGGUUGCAUUAAUUCUGAGUUGGAGCAUCAAUUGAUAAAUGUUAAAGAAGGUUUGGAAAAAGCUGAAAUGCGAGCUCGGCAAGCUGAGGAACAAGUUGGAGAGUUUUGUCGAAAUUGUUCGCAGCAAGAAGAAUAUCAAAAAUCAUUGCAGUCUGAAUUCUUAGUUAAAUACAGUGCCAUAGAAAGAGAAGUAAAUGAUCUUAAGGAAGAACUAGCUUUAAGAAAUGAACAGCUGAAUGCUAGGAUGAUCGAAAAUAAUAAACGAAAUGAAGAAAUGAAGCAGUGGCGAUUUGCUAUGGAUGAAAUGGAAACCGUUCAUAUGGAAAUAAAAAUGUUGGAAAAACAGUUAAAUGAUGAAAAAGCAUCAAUGGAGUCAAAGUGGGCAGAAGUACGAACAAUAUUGCUAGAACGGAAAGGAGAUAUAUCGCGGAAAACUUCAGAUGCAGAAUCAAUUGCUGAUGGAGAACAAAGUUCCAUUAAUCAGCUCAAGCAAAUGGUGGAUACAAUCAAUGAUUUGAAAAAUACCGUCGAUAAACAGGCCAAACAGCUUGAACGUAAUAAGACAGAAAAACAGAAGUUCAAAGCAGUUAUUCGGCAAUUGCAAGCCGAUAAAAAAGCUCUAGUAGCAUCUUCAGCGAUGAAAAAUGAUGAAGAACAAUAUUUGGUUCACGAGGCACAAAUCACUGGCCUACAAAAACAACUAGAUUUCAUGGAUCGUGAAAUGACUCUUCUCUUUACUUUGAACAAUUCAAAAGAUGUUUUAAUUCAGACAUUAAGAGCUGAGCUUGAAGGAAUUUAUUCUACAGAGCCCAAAUUGUCAGAUUUAAGACCUAAAAACGAUAGAAAAGAGGAUGAUUGCAUUGAGCACUUACAAGCGCAGGUAAAAAAUACGAAUCAGGAAGAAUCUGGACGUCUAAAUUUGCUGACAAAAAGCAAUGCUGAAUUGCAAAGGCUACAGGUGCAUACACAACAACUACAAGUGGGAUAUGAUCGACUUCAGUUACAGCUUCAGUUAUCUCCAGAAGGAAAUUUAGAUGCCAUGUCUUCAAAUAGAGGCACUUAUCAGCGUGCUCAACUGCAACAAGCGCAACAACAGAUGGAAUUUAAUAGCAAUGAAGUGGUAGAUUUAUCGAUGGCUGCAAAAUUGGCUCAUGGUGAAGCUAACAAAGAUAUAGAGAUGAGAACACAAAUGGAAAGAUUGACUGAAGCUGUGCAGCAGAAAGAUACCGAACUACAAAAAAUGUUGAACGAGAAUGAAGCACUAAAAAUAAAAUGCAUUGAAUCGACGGCAGCGUUGGAUUUGCUGAGUAGUAAAUUGGAACGUCGAAGUCAAGAGAAAGAUGCCAUUAUCGAAAUGCUACAGUCGCAACAUACUUACUUAACUCAAACCAUAUUACUCAAUCAAAAAAGUGAAGAACAGUUAACGACUCCGCUAACACUAUCACAAAGCAUAAAAACAGAUACUGAACUAAAAUGUAUUAUGCAGGAUGCAUCCACGAUUAUGGAAGAAGCUGAAAGUCGUCCUUUUCUAUUUAUGCAACAUCGCGAAACACAAACAAGAAGUGAUUUUCAUUUUUCUGAAACUCCAGAAACAAGCCACGAGUCAACUUCAAGGGUUGGUGUUUUAAAUGCUUCAAGAAUUGUCUUCUGGUUUGAAAAACUUUCGAACUUAAAAGUAGAUAUCCUUCAUAAUUUACAAACACUGACAUUAUAUCAGUCCCGGAAAGUCAUUCAUGAUAAUGAUCCUAUUCUUGAAAAUGAGAAAAUUUUCCAGUGCAUCGAAAAAUCAGACCAAAUACGUGAUAACUUGACAGAUGAUAUCAGACAGUUAAUGAUUCUGAAUGCGGAACUAGAAACUGCUGUUGAAGUCCUCAAAGGUGAAAUCUGGACCCUUAAUGAACAACUAAAAAGGUCAUUAAUUGAUCGAGAAGACUUGUCGGAGAAAUUGUGCAAGCUUUCACAACGCCAUGAGGAAGAAAUUGAGCGCGCUCGUGAACGGGAACGUGACCUGGAGGAGCAAAAGGAUGUGGCUGAAAGAAGCCAACGACAAGCUGCUUUGGCCGAAAAUGAAAGUAAUCGUCGUUUGGUUGAAUGGCAGGAAAAGAGCGCACAGAUGGAAAACAGUCGCAUAGAGCUUGAAAAUGCGUAUGCGAAGCUAUCGGAAUACUAUCAGCAAUUGCAACAUGCUUACAAUGCUUUGUAUGCCCGAUCAAAUGCAUGUAAGGUUGACAGCAAUACACAGACAACAGUGGAUAGCAAUACUUUCAAAAUUAGCGAGAAAUUUGCUGAGACGAUCAAAUAUUGGAAAAGCGAACUUAAACAGCGCGAAGCAGAAUUGAAAGGACAGGCAGUACAAUUGAAGCAUGUUCAAGAUUUACUUCGGAAUCAUCUUCAUAUAAUUCUGAAGAAUGUCAGAGAUUUGCGAGAAAUGAGUUUGAAAUUGAUAAAGAACAUUAUUAUGGAGAGUGUACAGACAACCCGAGCUCAACUACACGAAGCUUUGAAAGAAGUUCUUUCAUAUGUUGAGGAAGUUAUCGUCAAAUUGUGUAAAGAGAAAGAAUUAAAAGAUGCCGAAAUCACUGUAGCACUGCAGCAUCUUAUGAAUGACACACUAACAGAAAACAUCUUACAAACACGAAAUUCGUCGUUGUCAAUGGUUGUUGACGCUAUCAACAAGAAAUUUACAGAGAUGAAAUCUGAAAACACAACUUUGGGAAAUGAUUUAUGGAAUGAAAGGAGUGAUAAAGAAGCUUUGGAAAUGAAUGCACAGCAGAGUAUUUCUGAAAAAAACGGGUUGGAAUCAAAAAUUAAAGAGUUGGAAGAUCUGCUUCAAAUAACACAGUUUUCAUUAGCCGAACACGUCAUCAAAUGUCAACAGCUUCAAGCUGAACUUGAUGUGCUUGGCUCAGCAACGAGCAGUCCAACAGCAGUAAAAUGUGGUAGUAGUAGUAGUGAUCCAUGGAACUGUUCCACACCAUGUACGAUUUGUCGUGAGCUGAGGCAAACCGAACAAUCAGCUCCAACACCGCAACUACAGUUAGCCAUUUUAGCGGCUCGCUUGACAACCAAAAUAGCCGAUAAUGAUGCUUUAUUCCGGUGCAAUGCUGAACUCACCCAAACAAACUUGAGACUGCAGAAUGAGGUUAGCGAGUUGAAAGAGCAGAUGACUAAGCACAUCACAUCUUCCAGCAACACUCUUAUCUCAGCUAUCAGCCAGCAAUCACUACUUCAACAACAGUAUAUCCCAAAACAGUUUUCGAAUCAGUCAUCGGAACAGAAAGUGAUGCAUAGAGAAGAAAAGGAAUGGACAUGGGAAGCAGAAGAUCUCGGUGCAGAGUUAGUCAGUAAUUCGGGAUACCAAGUUACUCCCUACAAACCUUUAUUGAAUCAACAGAUUACUAAAUUAACGAUGACGAAUGAAAUCCAAGUACUAGGUCUGACAGAGCUAACAUCCCAAGAAGAAGAUAAAGAAAGUUUGAAAAAGGAGUUCAAUGUAACACGCGAGUACAGCGUAGAAGUUGAAGAGAGAAAUAAAGCUGGAAGGUUGGGUAAUUGUUCAGAAAUUACCGAGGAUUACUGUUUGGAAUAUGAAAAUAAAGUGGAGCAGCUUAAGGACUGUGGAAUAGAGACAGAACAGCACGGAGAUGCCAGACAUCAGCAGAAAUUGGAAGUAAGUGGAACUAAUACUAUUGACGAAUUAUUGUCACUGAAAAGCUACAAUGUGCAGUUAGCGGGGUUUGUGGAAAGUGAAAAACAGGAACUGAAAGAACUGGGGAAAGGAUUGCAGGAUACAGGGACACGGUUAGGAAAUGAAGGAAUACAAUGCGAAUUGUUUUGGGCAGGGUUCACUGAGGGAUUAGAGGAGCAGAAAGAGGUUGCGAAGGGAAAAUUGAAAGAGAAUGAACAUGAAGCAAAGGAGAAGGAUUGGAUUUCGGGUGGUACGCCGGAACAACAAUUUCAAACUUUGCUCUUUAAGCAGGAUAUCCCUCCGGAUGGUGUUGUUGAGGGAAAUAGAAUACAGAUGUUGCAGAAAUUAGAACAACAUCAAGGAAGGGAAAUUGAGAUGCAAGAACUUGAGAACAGGUCUCUGAACCUGCAGUUGAGAUCACAACAACAAGUGAUUGAAGAGUUAGGGAAGAAGCUCAAUGUGGCACAAGAAUACAACGUGGUACUGGAAGAGAAAACUUUAAGUAUGGAACAAAAAAUCAUUGAUCUGAAGAAAAUGUAUGAAGAACUGUUGGUCGAGAAAGGUAGGUUAGCAGAAGAAGUGAAAAAUGAAAUAAAAACAAAGUUGCACGAAGAAAUUACCCUACUUAAAAAGGAGAAUGAAAGUCUGGUUGUAGAGUUAGCCAAAAAACGAGCUUCCCAUAAUGAAGAAAAAAGAAGCAUGAAAGCUGAAUUAGCAAAUCGCGAAAUUAUCUUGAAAGAGUUGAAAACAGAAAUGGAGCAUACACAGGGAGAAAGUGUUGAUAUGCAACGACAGCUAGACAGUUAUAAUGCUCAAAUGGAAAAUGAAUCUAAUCAGGACCUACAUCAACAGUUAGUCGAAGCACAAAGAAAAGUAGUCGAACUGGAGAGCAGACUGAAUGAAGUGGUGGAGCAGAACAGAUUAUUGAAAAAUAGUGAACAAAAACUAAUGGAUGCUCUUAUGGUUUCCAACAAAUCUGGACCUAAUCUACAGACUUCGUUAUUAAAAAAGGCGAAAAUAACCAAAAAUAGGGGUCGUGUGAGGAAACCAAUGAUGCAUGAUGGGAAUACAAUGGUCGAAGUGCACGGUAAGGUUGGAACAAGUUCGACAACGAUGCAACUACUUGAUAAUCCUGUGAUCACCAAUGAUUACCUUCCCGUGCAAAAGAAGGUAGAUGAUCCGAAGGGAAAAUUUGAUGAAACACUACAUGGCAAUGCUUUGUUGGAAGAAGCUGCUCAAGAGAUGCAGUCGGAAAUCAGUACUUUGAUAAAGCCUUUCGAACCAACAUUACAAAGGACGACUCACUAUUUCCACGAGAUGAAUGUUGAUAAGUUGCGGCGGCGAAAAGGUGGUGGAUUUCAAGGUGCUGAGAAGACAUAA
Brugia pahangi is the source of this 5577-nucleotide messenger RNA. The record is from the annotation of a GenBank genome assembly. Lineage: Eukaryota; Metazoa; Nematoda; Chromadorea; Rhabditida; Onchocercidae.